Messenger RNA from Etheostoma spectabile (orangethroat darter), 1337 nucleotides. Its product is annotated as zinc finger protein 2 homolog. The record is from RefSeq and is a predicted model, not a curated record. NCBI's taxonomy places the organism in Eukaryota, Metazoa, Chordata, Actinopteri, Perciformes, Percidae. The annotation marks the transcript as partial. Gene Ontology annotation, biological process: regulation of transcription by RNA polymerase II. The transcript has a single exon. Gene Ontology annotation, molecular function: RNA polymerase II cis-regulatory region sequence-specific DNA binding; DNA-binding transcription factor activity.
UCACCUUAAAGCUCAUCAGCGUGUUCAUACCGGAGAGAAACCGUACCGGUGUGAACAAUGUGGAAAAUCCUUUACUAAUGGUAGUACCUUUAAAAUUCACCAGCGCAGACACACUGGAGAGAAGCCGUACAGCUGUGAACGCUGUGGGAAAAAAUUUUCUCAGCUUAGUGGCCUUAAAGCUCACCAGCCUGUUCACACCAGAGAGAAGCCGUACUGGUGUGAACACUGUGGGAAAAUGUGUUCUACGAGUAGUGCCCUUAAAAAACAUCAUCUCAUUCACACUGGAGAGAAGCCGUACAGCUGUGAUCUAUGUGGUAAAACAUUUUCUGAGAGCGGUAGUCUUACAAAACACCGACGUGUUCACACUGGAGAGAAGCCGUACACGUGUGAACAAUGUGGUAAAACGUUUUCUGUGAGUGGUAGCCUUAAAUCUCACCAGCGUAUUCACACUGGAGAGAAGCCGUACUCGUGUGAACAAUGUGGGGAAAGGUUUUCUCGGAGUACUCACCUUAAAUCUCACCAACGUGUUCACAGCAGAGAAAAGCUGUUCUCAUGUGAACAUUGUGGGAAAAAAUUUUCUCAGAGUUGUAACCUUAAACAACACCAGCGCAGACACACUGGAGAGAAGCCAUACAGAUGUGAUAUAUGUGGUAGAGCAUUUUCUGACAGCGGUAGCUUUAUAUAUCAUCAACGUGUUCACACUGGAGAAAAGCCGUACUUGUGUGAACUUUGUGGGAAAACGUUUUAUCUGAGUGCUGGCCUUAAAAAUUAUCAACGCACUCACACUGGAGAGAAGCCAUACUCGUGUGAACAAUGUGGGAAAAUGUUUUCUCAGAGAAGUCACCUUAAACUACACCAGCGCAGACACACUGGAGAGAAGCCAUACAGCUGUGAUAUAUGUGGUAGAGCAUUUGCUAACAGCGGUAGCUUUAAAUCUCAUCAACGUGUUCACACCGGAGAAAAGCCGUACUCGUGUGAGCAGUGUGGGAAAACAUUUUCUCAGAGAAGUCACCUUAAACGACACCAGCGCACUCACACUGGAGAGAAGCCGACGUGGUCUGAACAAGUGCAAUAGCUUUAAAUAAGCAAAACUACAAAGAGACACAUGAAUGUGCAGCUUCAAGAAAAACAAUAACUACAGUGGGUUUGAAGGUUUGGGCAGCCCAGGUAAAAAUUUGUAUUAAUUUGUAUAAAGAAGCCAAGAAAAGAUGGAAAAAUCUCUAAAAGGCAUCAAAUUACAGAUUAAACAUUUCUAUAAAAUGUCACAAAAAGUUAGAUUUUAUGUCUAUCAUUUACACUUACAAAAUAAAAUAAAAUAAAAGAAUGAUGUCUGCUAA